GAGGACUUCCGGACGCAGACAUCCGGGCCGGCGGGGAAGCGGAGACGCUGGGCCAAGAGUGAUCAUGACGAAAUUAGCGCAGUGGCUUUGGGGACUGGCGAUCCUGGGCUCCACCUGGGCGGCCCUGACCACGGGAGCCUUGGGCCUGGAGCUGCCCUUGUCCUGCCAGGAAGUCUUGUGGCCACUGCCAGCCUACUUGCUGGUGUCCGCCGGCUGCUAUGCCCUGGGCACUGUAGGCUAUCGUGUGGCCACUUUUCAUGACUGCGAGGAUGCUGCACGCGAGCUGCAGAGCCAGAUACAGGAGGCCCGAGCCGACUUAGCCCGCAUGGGGCUGCGCUUCUGACAGCCUAACCCCAUUCCUGCGCGGACAGCCCUUCCUCCCAUUCCCCAUUAAAGAGCCAGUUUAUUUUCUAA
This is a messenger RNA of Saimiri boliviensis boliviensis (Bolivian squirrel monkey), 414 nucleotides long. RefSeq names its product dolichyl-phosphate mannosyltransferase subunit 3, regulatory (gene DPM3). Lineage: Eukaryota; Metazoa; Chordata; Mammalia; Primates; Cebidae. Gene Ontology annotation, cellular component: dolichol-phosphate-mannose synthase complex; endoplasmic reticulum membrane. Gene Ontology annotation, biological process: GPI anchor biosynthetic process. The record is from RefSeq and is a predicted model, not a curated record.